AUGUUGCGUCUCAUCCCCAUCAUAUCACUCGCUACGAGCGCCCUCUCCCUAUCAAUCAAAUCCCCAACCUCCAACGCCAAUGCUGAUCCAGUCCAACUCCCCCUAGUAAUCUGGCACGGUCUAGGCGACGACUUCGAACGCGACGGCCUAAACUCCAUAGCCGAUCUAGCCGAAACCACAAACCCCGGAACAUAUGUACACAUAAUCAGACUAGACGAAUCAGCCAGCGGCGACCGCCAAGCCACAUUCUUCGGCAAUGUCAGCGCCCAACUGGAAACAGUCUGCGCCCAACUAGCCUCAGACCCGAUCCUAAGCACAGCACCAGCAGUCAACGCCUUAGGAUUCUCCCAAGGAGGCCAAUUCCUCCGCGGCUACAUCGAACGCUGCAACAGUCCGCCCGUCCACAACCUAGUCACAUUUGGUAGCCAACACAAUGGUAUAUCUGAAUUCCAGUCGUGCGGACUAAGCGACUGGUUCUGUAAUGCGGCCGAGACUUUACUGCGCGCAGGGACAUGGGCGGAUUUUGUGCAGUCGCAUGUGGUACCUGCACAGUAUUUCCGGGAUCCAGAGGAGAUCGAGCCUUAUCUUGAGCAUAGUGCUUUCUUGGCUGAUAUUAACAAUGAACGCGCGGAGAAACAGGAGGUUUAUAAGAAAAGGCUUUCGUCUUUAAAUAGAUUCAUUAUGUACAUGUUUGAGGAUGACACUGUUGCUGUGCCGAAGGAGAGUGCGCAUUUUGCUGAUGUCAAUGGGACGGAUGGGACUAUUACGCCGUUGCAGAAGAGGGAUAUCUAUGUGGAAGAUUGGAUUGGGUUGAAGAUUUUGGAUCAGCAAAAUAAGUUGGACUUUAGGACUACUCCUGGUGAGCAUAUGCAUCUUUCUGAUGAGGUUCUUGAGAAGUCUUUUAAGGAGUUUUUCGGUCCUGCGGAUUCUGUUGUUGUGCAAGAUGAGGAGGAUGAGUCUUUGGGUUUGAUUGCGCAGCCUGCUUAA
This is a messenger RNA of Penicillium longicatenatum, 987 nucleotides long. RefSeq names its product palmitoyl-protein thioesterase family protein. Gene Ontology annotation, cellular component: lysosome. NCBI's taxonomy places the organism in Eukaryota, Fungi, Ascomycota, Eurotiomycetes, Eurotiales, Aspergillaceae. The transcript has a single exon. Gene Ontology annotation, molecular function: thiolester hydrolase activity; palmitoyl hydrolase activity. The record is from RefSeq and is a predicted model, not a curated record. The coding region runs from base 1 to 987 and encodes 328 amino acids.